CUACUCUAAUUCAAUAUAAUCAUUGAAUAUAGAGUUCUGCAUGAAACCAAUCCUAGUCCACUCAGGUUCCAACUUAAAUUAGGAUCCAAAAAAAAAACAUUCUCAUACGAUUCUAUUUAUUUUUUCAUAGAUCCGGUGCACAUGAACCAAACUAAUAAAAAAAAAAAAAAAAAAACAGAUCUCUAACAAGAAUAGCUCUGCUUCAACUCCCCAACUCUUCCUUGUUCCUUCGCAUUCGUCGCUCAGAGAGAGAGAGAGAGAGAGAGAGAGAGAGGAGGAAAUGCAUCUGAGCGCGAGCGAGGGGAUCGACGGGAACAGGUUCGUGGUGACGGGGGGAUUAGGGUUCGUGGGAUCCGCCCUUUGCUUGGAGCUCGCCCGCCGAGGGGCCGCCGAGGUCCGAUCCCUCGACCUCCGCACCUCCUCCCCCUGGUCCCGCGAUCUCCACAGCGCCGGUGUUCGAUGCAUCCAAGGAGACGUGCGUCGAAAGAAGGAUGUUGAGAGAGCUUUACGUGGGGCUGACUGUGUCUUCCACCUCGCCUCUUAUGGCAUGUCGGGGAAGGAAAUGCUACAGGCUGGUCGUGUUGAUGGCAUUAACAUAAGCGGGACCUGCAAUAUAUUGGAUGUCUGCCAUGAGCUUGGGGUCAAAAGACUCGUCUAUGUGAGUACAUGCAAUGUGGUUUUUGGAGGAAAGGAAAUUGUGAAUGGUAAUGAAUCACUGCAGUAUUUUCCAAUCGACGAUCAUGUCGAUCCGUAUGGUCGUAGUAAAUCAGUCGCAGAACAACUGGUCCUAAAGAGCAAUGGUCGCCCAUCAAAGGACAAGAGUGGGACCCGCCUCUAUACUUGUGCUAUUCGUCCUGCUGGUAUUUAUGGACCUGGUGAGGAGCGACACCUUCCAAGGAUUCUCUCCCUUGCUAAAAUGGGACUACUAUUCUUUAAAGUUGGCGGUACGAGCAUAAAAACAGACUGGGUUUAUGUGGAAAACCUUGUACUUGCCCUGAUAUUGGCGAGCAUGGGGCUUUUAGAUGACAUUCCUGGCAGAGCACAACCUGUCGCUGCUGGUCAGCCAUAUUUCAUAUGCGAUGGUUCUCCUGUCAACACAUUCGACUUUAUAGUCUGCCCUCUACUUCAAAGUUUAGACUAUAAUAUGCCAAAAAUAACAUUGAAAGUUGAGCAUGCACUGCUCGUAUCACGAGUUUGCUGGAUAAUGUAUACACUGCUAUAUCCAUGGCUUAAUCGUAGAUGGCUUCCCCAACCUCUACUUCUUCCUGCUGAAGUAUACAAGGUGGGUGUCACUCACUACUUUUCCAUUUUGAAAGCAAGAGAAGAGCUCGGGUACAUGCCGAUGGUGAGCCCUCGGGAGGGCAUGGCUGCGACUAUAUCAUAUUGGCAGGAGAGGAAAAGGAAAGAAUUAGAUGGGCCAACCAUAUAUGUGUGGCUCUUUGUUAUUGUGGGGAUGUCGAUUCUGUUCUGCGCCGGUUUCCUUCCCCCAGUAGAGCCGGUGCGAUGGGCACACAACCUCAGCCUUUUCUUUCUCCGGUCAAUGUUAGCAAUCAGACUCGUCUUCAUCGUAGCAGUUAUGCUGCAUGUUGCAGAAGCUUUUUAUGCAUGGUCGCUGGCGAGAAGGAUUGAUCCUGAGAAUUCGAAAGGGUGGUUUUGGCAGACCCUUGCCCUUGGUUUCUUCUCGCUUAGAUAUCUCCUGAAGAGAGCUAGAAGCUGAGACACUAUAUUAUUAUACAACAAACAUCAUGAUCUGAUAUCUGCAAAUGAGCAGGUGCAGGAUUGGUAUGCCCAGAAAUAGUUUUGUAACAAUCACUGUUGUUGAAGGUUGAGACGCUGUAAAAUUCUUUGCUCUCAAUCUAUGCUGGUUGCUGUUUGACAUAUCCUUGGAUGUACUGGUUGUUUGUAAUUUACAUCUCUCUAAUUUUCCUACGUACUAGCCGAUGUUACAUCAAGCAGGCAUUGCAGUUAAAUUACAAGAAUCUUGAUUGAAA
Molecule: messenger RNA, 1991 nt
Organism: Ananas comosus (pineapple)
Lineage: Eukaryota; Viridiplantae; Streptophyta; Magnoliopsida; Poales; Bromeliaceae
Product: short-chain dehydrogenase/reductase family 42E member 1
Exons: 5
Coding region: 281-1717 (478 amino acids)
Biological process (GO): steroid biosynthetic process
Molecular function (GO): 3-beta-hydroxy-Delta5-steroid dehydrogenase (NAD+) activity
Source: RefSeq, a predicted model, not a curated record